AUGAAUUCAAGAUCACAACCAAUAGGUGGAGGUGGAGGUGGUGGUGGAUCGGGAGUGUCAACCAUAGCAAGAGGGGAGACACUCUAUCGAGACCAACAAUACUUUCAAAAACAAAUAGAAACAAAGACCAAUCAAAUGUUGGACAGCUUUCACGAAAUCAUAAAGAUCAGUAAGAUCAAUGAUUCUCCUCAAAAUGUAUCUGAAGUAUUUCAAAUGGAAACAAAUACUACUAGUAUUUUAAAUUCAGCAGAAGGAUUAUUAAGAAUCAUUGAAGAGUUGAAACAAAACAUUAUAUUAAAUGAUUUCUCAAACAUGAUGGAAGAGGUUAGAGUUCAGAAUGAAGUCUAUAAAAAGAUGAAUGAUCGUACGACAAAGAGAAUCAAGGAUCUCUCAGAUGACGUAUCUCGUGGAUUGGCAGAAUUAGAGAAUGAAUAUUAUACAUCAGACUAUAAACAACUAAAUACAUCAACAACAACAACAACAAAGGAAAAAAAGAGAGAAAGAGAUAGAAAUAUAUAUUUACAAAUGUCACAAUCAAAUAAUACAGGAGUUAUAUCAAGUGUAACAUCAACAUUAUCAUCAACAGGAUCAUCAUUAUCAUUAUCAUCUAUAAGUCCAUCAUCAUUGAUUGUUGGUGGAUCGAGUAGUAAGAUUAUCGAUGCAUCGAGAAAAGGCAAUGUGGAGCAGGUGACCAAGCUACUCAGAAAAGACAUCAAAAAGGCAGAAAAGAGAGAUGAAAAGGGAGACACUUGUCUACACAAGGCUGCCAUGUUUGGACAUUCCGAGUGUGUAGAAGCUAUAUUGAAAUGGGCAAUGUCAUCCAACAUCAACAUGGCUACACCAUUGGUACAUGCCAAAAACAAUGAAGGUUACACUGCAAUCAUGUACGCAGCUCUGAAUAAUUGGAAAGAGUGUGUAAAGAUACUCUUACAUUAUGGUUCAGAUGUAAAUGAAAGAUUACCUCAUAAUCCUGGUGUACCUUUAUCUUAUUCAAUUAAUAAUGGAACAGGAUCAUAUGUAUGGAGGAUUGAAAACUUUUCAAAGAUUAAAGAUAGGAAAAUAUAUAGUAAUACAUUUCAAGUAUCUGGGUAUAGUUGGAAGUUGGUAGCCUAUCCAAAGGGAUCUAAAACCGAUGAGAAUCUAUCACUUUACUUGGAGGUUGCAAAUCAUGAUUCUUUACCUGACGGGUGGAGUCAUGUUGUUCAUUUUUCAUUUACCAUUAAUAAUCAAAAUGAAUUGAAAACUAUUGGUACAAUUGGUUCAAGUGGUAGUAGUAGUAGUAGUGUUGGUGGUAAUAAUAAUAAUAAUGUAAAUAAUAAUAAUAAUAAUAAUAAUAAUAAUCAUAGUCAUAAUAAUAAUUCAAAUGGAAAUGGAUUUGGUGGAAAUGGAUAUGGUAGUAGUAGUAGUACAUCUACAACAUCAACUUUAUCAAUUACAUCGUCAUCAUCAUCAAAUAAAGAUGGUAAUAAUAGCAUAAAUAAUGGUGGAGAUUCUAAAAAUAAGAAAACUGCAAGAGAUGUAACAGCUCAUAGAUUCCAUAAACAUCAUACCGAUCUUGGAUUCUCACAAAUUCUAAAAAAAGAUGUACUUACUAGUAACAAGAAAUCAGGGUAUCUAUUAAACGACACUUUGGUCGUUGACUUUAGGAUAGAGGUUAUUCCUCCCAUCUAUAUAGAAGAGGAUAAUUCAAUGACCUACACUUGGAAACUUCAAAAGGUUUCAACACUCAAGGACAGGGCUACUAGUCAACCUUUUAAAGUUGGUAAUUGUAGAUGGAUGAUUGCAGUCUAUCCAAAAGGAAAGAAUGGAAACAACUAUCUAUCAAUCUAUCUAAAGGUUGCCGAUAGUGAAACAUUGAAAAACUUAUCACCCGAUUGGUAUUAUCUUGUAAAUUUUAAAUUCUCAAUUAUCAAUCAAAUUACUGGUCAAAAAACAACUAGACAAGUUGAAGGUAAAAAGUUUAAACAUCAAAUUGAAGAUUGGGGAUUUCCUCAAUUUAUGAAAUUACAAUUAUUAAAUGAUGAAACUUCUGGAUUUAUCAAUUAUGAUGAUGAUUCAAUGCUUAUAGAAUUACAAAUGGAUAUUGAAAAUCAACCAGAUAGAGGAUUAACAUUAUUACAUUGGUUUGCAUAUAAAGGAGCUCAUGAUUAUAUGAGAUUAUUAUUAUUGGGAGGAGCCAAUCCAAAUGUAACAGAAACAAGAGGUAGAACACCAUUGGAUUGGUGUUCUUAUAAUGGAGAUGUACAGGGAGCAGAGAUUAUGUUGACAACUGGAAUGGCAGAUGUAAAUUGUCGGGAUUUAGAGGGAUAUGGUCCUUUGCACAAGGCAGUGAUGAAUGGUCAUCUCGAACUAUCAAAACUAUUGAUAAAGUAUGGUGCCUAUAUCAAUGCAAAAAACCUGUUGCGUGUUUCUCCACUCUCUCUUGCCGUUAGAGUUCAUAGACUAUGGUGUUUUGAAAGUUUGAUAAAGAAUGGAGCAGAGAUUAACAUGUCUGACAAGAGUUCUAGAUCAUCAUUACAUUGGGCCGUUUGUAUGGGUGAAUCAAAACUAUUUUCAAUGUUGUUAAAAUAUGGUAUUGAAUCUCAACCCCAACAACCCCAACAAAUCAAUAAUAAUAAUAAUUUUAGUAAUAAUAACAAUACCAAUACUGGAAUUAGUAUUAAACAAGUAAUUGAAAAUAAUGCUUGUGUUAUUGAUGAUGUUGCAGUUAGUAGUGAGCAAGAUAUGACAGAGAUUAAUGAUAUUCAAUCCGAAGGACAUGACCAUAUACAGGCAUUUGGUGAAAAUGAAAGUAGUGGAGACGACUCUGAAGAUUCAACCAUGAAUCAUAUGCAACAAAUAUCAAGUCCUACCAAUAAUAGCAAUAAUAUCUUUGAAUCUACCUCUUCUUCUACUCUUCUCUCUUCAAACGCUUCUUCAAGUAAUACAACACCAACCACUACCACAGCAACAACAACAACAACAACAACUAUAUCAACCAAUUCAAUUGAUGAAGGUCAAAUUUCAAUUUCACCACUUCAAUUAAAUGCAAAAGAUUCAAAUGGUUAUACACCUCUACAUAUAGCCAUUAUAAAGGGUAGAUUGUAUUUUGUCAAAAAACUGUUGGAAAAGGGAGCGGAUCCUAGAGUAUCCACCAAACAAAAUGAAAAUGCUCUCCACAUUGCCAUCACCUCUAAUGAACAUACAAUCGUUCAAUUGUUAUUAGACAAUAACCCGUCACAUGCUCAAGAAUUGCUCAAUCAAUUUGAUUCAAAGGGUCGAUCACCCCUUCACCGAGCAAUCAUCAACGGUAAUCCUCCUCUUGUCGAACUUUUAGUUUCAAAAGGUGCCAACGUUAACCUUUUCAAUCCAAAUACUUCAUUGGAAUGUACCACUUCUCCAUUGGCAGAUGCUCUCAAAACAUCUGACAUUUAUUGUAUUAUUUUACUUUUACAAUAUGAUGUUGAUGUUUAUAAAUAUACUAGAAGUUUAAUGAAACUUUUAUCAAAGAAAUUAAAACAAUUACAAACAAGAGAUAUUGAUAGUAUUAUACCAAAAUGUGUAGAUAGUCGUUUAGGAAGAGAAUUAAAAUAUUUGGUUAAUAAUCAAGGUUAUCAUGAUGUAACGUUUGUAGUUGAAGACAAAUUGAUUUAUGCAUGGAAAGGUAUUCUUUGUGCCAGAUCAGACUAUUUCAAAGCAAUGUUUGAAACACCACUUUUGGAAAGCUCUCAAUCCAAGGUUAAAAUGGAAUCGAUCACUCAUACAACAUUUUUAUUGGUGAUGGAAUUUCUCUAUACAGACAAUAUCGAUAUUGGUGCAAUGGGUUUGGAUGACCUGAUGAAUCUUCUUUUUGCUGCCAAUCGAUUCAUGUUGACCCGUUUAAAGCAACUUUGUGAACGUACCAUCAUCUCUCACCUGACUGUUGACAAUGUAUUCAAUUUUGUCAAAAUAUCAGAUCUCUAUGGUGCAGAUACUCUCCUCUCAGAGUGUGAAUAA
This is a messenger RNA of Cavenderia fasciculata, 3975 nucleotides long. RefSeq lists its product as uncharacterized. The transcript has 9 exons. Lineage: Eukaryota; Evosea; Eumycetozoa; Acytosteliales; Cavenderiaceae. Gene Ontology annotation, molecular function: transcription coregulator activity; protein binding. Bases 1 to 3975 code for a protein of 1324 amino acids. Gene Ontology annotation, cellular component: mediator complex. Gene Ontology annotation, biological process: regulation of transcription by RNA polymerase II. The record is from RefSeq and is a predicted model, not a curated record.